AUCAGCGCCACUCUCGUGGCCCUCGUCCAAGAGCGCUACCUCUCCAACUACCUGGAGAGGCAUAUGGGUAUGGUGCUGCCUCUGCUGCCCGCGGAAGUGCGCAAGUGGCAGGAAGACAACGGCCGCGAGAUGGCGAGUCUGGCAGAGCUGGGCUACAACGAGGAGAGCGGGCUCUGCUACAAGGCCUGCAUGUGCGUGGGGUGCCCGCACUACCUCGUGCCUUCCAAGAGGCUCUGCUCGCACCUGGACCCGCUGAGAAAGGACCUCCGAAUUGUGAAGGCGUUCCACAGGACGAUCAGGCUGCGGUGCAGGUCGAGUCUGGUGGCCAUCCGGGCUGCCUGCGUGGCUGGCGAGGACAUGAUUUACGGUAGGAACAGCUGCGAGGAGAAUUUCAGGCGCCACGGCGAGUGGCUGAUGGCGCACAUGGAGGCCGUGAGGGACAAGUACUUGCGGAUUCAGCACCAGCUGAGGGGAUACGUAUCAGAUUGA
Molecule: messenger RNA, 489 nt
Organism: Ostreobium quekettii
Lineage: Eukaryota; Viridiplantae; Chlorophyta; Ulvophyceae; Bryopsidales; Ostreobiaceae
Source: the annotation of a GenBank genome assembly